Salvia miltiorrhiza (redroot sage) is the source of this 1420-nucleotide messenger RNA. RefSeq lists its product as uncharacterized. The coding region runs from base 224 to 1258 and encodes 344 amino acids. The record is from RefSeq and is a predicted model, not a curated record. The transcript has 3 exons. Lineage: Eukaryota; Viridiplantae; Streptophyta; Magnoliopsida; Lamiales; Lamiaceae.
UACUCUUAUUUAUUUAUGGUCAACUAUUAGUACUAAAUGAGGAAUGAGAUCCGAAAUAUAGAGAAUUUGAUUUAAUUAAGAAUUAUAGCUCUAGGAUUCUAGCCAUGCCAAACCUUUGUCCUUUUGCAUGACUUGUGACUCUAGAUUAACCAUUUCAUUUCACCCUCCAAAAUAAAAAUUUCUAAAUUAAUUAGCUUCUUGCUCAUGAAAAAUUUCUGGAAAUAUGGAGUGCCACUCUAGUAACAAAAAUCUAGCAAUCCUCUCUGUAUUUCUAGCAGCAAUCAUACUUCUCAAUUAUCGUGAAGAGCUAACCACCAAUGCCAUCUUAUUUUAUACAGAAAAAUCCCAUUCCAUCAAUUCCAACUCGUCAUUGGUGCAUCGAGACGAGCUCCGAAUAGUUUUGGAGAAGGCCUCAACGCCAGACAAGACGGUGAUCAUCGCUGUCAUCAACGAGGCCUACGUCGAACCAUACGAGAACGAUUACCCCUCAAUGUUUGAUAUUUUUCUUGAGGGUUUUUGGAUCGGUGAGAAAACCCGGCCGCUCCUCCGCCAUCUGCUGGUGGUUUCCAUGGAUAAAACUGCUCACGAGAGGUGCCGCUUCCGCCACUUGAACUGCUACUUCUUGGCGGCGGAACAAGGCGGCGGCGCCGGUGAUUUUUCCGGGGAGAAGUUAUACAUGUCGGGAGAGUUUAUAGAGAUGAUGUGGAGGAGGACUGCUUUCCUCCUUGAUGUUCUCAAGAGAGGUUACGGCUUCAUAUUCACCGAUACUGACGUUAUAUGGGUAAGGGAUCCAUUUGCGAGACUAAGAAAGAAUGGGACGUUUGAUUUGCAAAUAAGCACCGAUCAUUUCACCGGAGAUCCAUUCUCGGAAGAUAAUCCGAUCAACACGGGGUUUUACGCGAUCCGAUCGAGCAACAAAACGACGUCGUUGUUUGAGAAAUGGUACGACAUGAGGUCGAACGCGACGGGGAUGAAAGAGCAAGACGUGCUGCAGAUGCUAAUAAGAGACAUGGGUGCAUUAAAAGAGUUCGACAUUGCUGCAAGAUUUCUCGACACACAAUAUUUCAGUGGAUUUUGCAGUGAUAGCCAAGAUAUUGAAUCGGUAAUCACUAUUCAUGCAAACUGUUGUCGCACUAUUAAAGCCAAAAUCGUGGAUUUGAAGGCCGUUUUGAUGGAUUGGAAGAGGUUUAAUGUGGGCAAUAGUAGCACUGAAUUUCGAUGGUCACCACACAUAGCUUGUGCAAAUUCUUGGAGGUGAUAGUGUUUUAAUUUCUUUAAUUUAAAGAAGAGAUCCUUAAUUUGUUUCUUGGUGUAUGUGAAUUUCAAAUAUUAUUGUACAAAUAAAGUGGCGUCUAGAUUCAUAUAUAUAUCUUAGUGCUAGCUCUUGAUAAUUAAUUUGAAAUAAUUUGCUUGCAUGAUU